Xylona heveae TC161 is the source of this 2481-nucleotide messenger RNA. RefSeq names its product TPR-like protein. NCBI's taxonomy places the organism in Eukaryota, Fungi, Ascomycota, Xylonomycetes, Xylonales, Xylonaceae. Gene Ontology annotation, biological process: regulation of gene expression. The record is from RefSeq and is a predicted model, not a curated record. Gene Ontology annotation, molecular function: RNA polymerase II cis-regulatory region sequence-specific DNA binding; chromatin DNA binding; protein binding. The transcript has 8 exons. Bases 1 to 2481 code for a protein of 826 amino acids.
AUGUCUACUCAUCCGCAGCCAUCUCCCACGGGUGGUAUGCAUCCUCAUCACGGGCCUCCGGGCGCGCCUCAGCCCAAUGGACAUAUUCCAUUACAACCACAACAGAAGCCUGCUUCACAGCACCUCGCUUCUAUCAAUGAGGCCGUAUGGCUCCAAAUUGGCAGCCUGACAGAAUUUAUGGGGGACCUUGAUGGUGCCAUGAACGCCUAUGAGCAGGCAAUGCGCCAUAAUCAAUGGUCUGUUCCUGCAAUGAAUGCCAUCUCUUGUAUCCUUCGGACCAAGGAAUUGUUCCCAAAAGCCGUAGAGUAUCUUCAGAAUAUACUGAAGAUAGAAGGAAAUAAUGGCGAAGUUUGGGGUAGCCUGGGUCAUUGUUACUUGAUGAUGGAUGAUUUACAGCAAGCCUAUUCGGCAUAUCAACAAGCUUUGUAUCAUCUGCGGGACCCGAAGGAGCCUAAACUUUGGUAUGGUAUUGGUAUCCUGUAUGACCGCUACGGCUCCUUGGAGCAUGCAGAGGAAGCCUUUUCGCAAGUUAUGCGCAUGCAGCCGGAUUUUGAGAAGGCCAAUGAGAUAUACUUUCGACUCGGGAUAAUUUACAAGCAACAACAAAAGUUCGCGCAAAGUCUCGAGUGUUUCAAGUACAUCGUGACCGAUCCACCUAGGCCCCUAACUGAAGAAGAUAUUUGGUUCCAAAUUGGACAUGUUCAUGAACAACAGAAGGAUUAUGAUUCCGCAAAGGCUGCCUAUAGGCGGGUCCUUGAGCGAGAUCCACAUCAUGCUAAGGUUCUUCAACAGCUUGGGUGGCUUCAUCACCAGCAGAGCUCCAGCUUUGCUAGCCAGGAGCAAGCUAUUGAGUAUCUCGAGAAAUCAGUAAGCGCAGACAAUACCGACGCACAAAGCUGGUAUCUGCUCGGUCGCUGUUACAUGUCACAGCAAAAAUAUCCCAAAGCCUACGAAGCCUAUCAGCAGGCUGUAUACCGCGAUGGGCGGAAUCCUACUUUUUGGUGCUCUAUUGGGGUUUUGUAUUAUCAGAUCAAUCAAUAUCGCGAUGCUCUCGAUGCAUAUUCCCGCGCCAUUCGAUUAAAUCCGUAUAUAUCAGAAGUGUGGUACGAUCUUGGUACUCUGUAUGAGUCUUGCAACAACCAGACGAAUGAUGCCUUGGACGCCUAUCAACGCGCUGCAGACCUAGAUCCCACCAAUGUCCAUAUCAAGGCACGACUCCAACUUCUUCGAAAUGGGCAGUCCUCCGGAGUUCCCGGUCAAACCGCCGCACCUCUGCCUCAGGAUGUACACCCUCAGCUUUAUCAAGCUGCGGGCGUUGCUGGUCCUCCUGCUCCACAAUGGGGCCCCCAGGGUCCGGCUUCUGCGCCUGCUGGUCCGGCGACAGCUCCUCUUGGCUCCGGUGCUGACUGGAGUCGGAGACUGGCAGAAAUACAAAACCCUCAGCCACAGCAGCCGACCCAUUUUGAUCAGCGAGACAGUAUCAGACCUCCUCCACAGCCGCGUCAGUCGAGCCCCAGAUCCGAGGCAAUCAGGCAAUACCAAGAACAGCAUCGACAUACGCCGGUUCGCAGGGGACUAUCACCGUCUCCCAAAUUAACGCACUCUGCACCAAAUCCGUAUGCCGGGGCACAAAGUCUUCCUCAACCUCCCCCUUCACAAAUGCCUCAACCCCCGCAAAAUCGAAUUACAAACCCAAAUUACGGGGCAACUGCGACAAGCAUAGCGCAGGCCGCAAACGGUACGAAUGGUUUGGGGGUUCCUGGACCUCUGCCUCCCUAUGGACGUGGACAUAGUCCCCCGCCAGAAGUCAGACCGAUUGUAGAUACUAGGGCUCCGUCUUCACCAGGCAGUGCCUACACUCACCAACAGUACCCUCAUCCCUCAAUUCAAUCCCAGUCAGGAGGGAUCGCUAGUGGAGCUCCUCCCCCAGCCGCUGCUCUUGUUGCUGCUGAAGCUGCGGCCAGAGAGAGAGAAGAUCGGGCCCCCUCGGUUGCGCCAAAGAGGCUGCGAGAAUGGGAAGACGAAGCAGCUUCUGUCAAGAAACAUGCGAAUGAGGAGAAUCGUGCAAGACUAGACGAUCAUCGCCAUCACAGAGCUUCCCCACCCGACAGGAUGUCCUCUCCUCGAGAACGACAUAGGCGUAGCUCUUCUGCAGCUCGACGUAUGGAAGAUCAGCGACAGGCUAAUGACAAUUAUCACCCAUCCGAGGCUGCCCAUCAUCCGCCUUCUCUGCCUUCAAUGCACCACGCACCACAGAUUGCACAGGCGGUCGAACCUCCACGGGAUGAUAGACGAGAACAAGUUGAAUCUGCAGCGCGGAAGAUGGACGUUGAUGAAGACUAUGAUGAGGACGCCGAGGAGGAGAGUAAGCGAGCAAUAAUCGCAAGUUCUCAGCCUAUUAUGGAGAAGUCCAGCCCUCAGCGCGUAAGCAGCAACACUGUCAUGGGUAACGGUCAGUCAAAGGUUGACAUGCAGACUUAA